This is a messenger RNA of Mesoplodon densirostris (Blainville's beaked whale), 921 nucleotides long. It is a transcript of the gene U2AF1L4, whose product is annotated as U2 small nuclear RNA auxiliary factor 1 like 4. Gene Ontology annotation, cellular component: U2AF complex; spliceosomal complex. Gene Ontology annotation, molecular function: pre-mRNA 3'-splice site binding; metal ion binding. The record is from RefSeq and is a predicted model, not a curated record. Gene Ontology annotation, biological process: mRNA splicing, via spliceosome. Bases 23 to 736 code for a protein of 237 amino acids. Lineage: Eukaryota; Metazoa; Chordata; Mammalia; Artiodactyla; Ziphiidae. The transcript has 9 exons.
UAGUUGGAGGGUUCGGGUAAAAAUGGCCGAAUAUUUAGCUUCGAUAUUCGGGACUGAGAAGGACAAGGUUAACUGCUCUUUUUACUUUAAGAUCGGGGCCUGCCGGCACGGGAACCGGUGCUCCCGGCUUCACAACAAACCGACUUUCAGCCAGGUUCCUCUCCCAACCUUCAGGCCCUUCUCCCAGGAACUUGGCCGCGCCCCCACCAUAGUGCUGCUCAACCUGUACCGGAAUCCACAGAACACCGCCCAAACCGCAGACGGAUCGCACUGUCACGUGAGCGACGUGGAGGUGCAAGAUCACUCUGAUAACUUCUUCGAGGAAGUGUUCACGGAACUGCAGGAGAAGUACGGGGAGAUUGAAGAGAUGAAUGUGUGCGACAACCUGGGGGAUCACCUCGUGGGCAAUGUUUAUGUCAAGUUUCGGCGCGAGGAGGAUGCAGAGCGGGCAGUGGCUGAACUCAAUAACCGCUGGUUCAACGGGCGGGCUGUGCAUGCCGAGCUGUCUCCCGUCACUGACUUCCGGGAGUCGUGCUGUCGGCAGUAUGAGAUGGGGGAAUGUACCCGGGGUGGUUUCUGCAACUUCAUGCACCUGCGACCUAUCUCCCACAACCUCCGGCGGCAGCUCUAUGGGCGGGGACCCAGGCGCAGGUCACCCCCAAGGUUCCAUACUGGCCACCGUCCCCAAGAAAGAAAUCAACGCCGGUCCCCAGACCACCGGCAUAGCCGUUUCUGAGAUGCUGACCUUCUUGCCCUCCACCCCUGGCAGGCACUAUGUUCCUGGCCAGGACCCCUCCUCAAAGCCCCCUUAACUCCCUAGUGCCAUCUUUUCCAGGCUCCGGGUCUCCAUGAUGUAAUACCUUCAACACAGGGAACUUCUAUCGCCCCGCCCCUAAUAAAGUUCUAUAUUGAGGGUUUAGA